Messenger RNA from Alligator sinensis (Chinese alligator), 2452 nucleotides. RefSeq names its product epoxide hydrolase 1-like. Bases 97 to 1524 code for a protein of 475 amino acids. The record is from RefSeq and is a predicted model, not a curated record. Gene Ontology annotation, biological process: epoxide metabolic process; arachidonate metabolic process. The transcript has 9 exons. NCBI's taxonomy places the organism in Eukaryota, Metazoa, Chordata, Crocodylia, Alligatoridae. Gene Ontology annotation, molecular function: epoxide hydrolase activity.
CACAGUUUGCAAUGUUAUGGAGAAAUCCGAGAGGAGGAGACAGCAGCAAUCGGUGCUUCCUGGUCCAGUGUCACGUGUGGGCUGAACUGGACCGAAAUGUGGCAGCAAGUCCUUCAGAGUGUCCGGUCCUUUGAAUAUCCCCAGAGUGCGAUUGUGGUAUCCACAGCCCUGGGAGCUGGAGGGCUCCUGACUUGUUGGCUCCUGUCUCGACAGAAAAUCAAGACCUUAGAGGUGGGAGAUGGAUGGUGGGGUUCAGGCGAGAGACCCCCAAAAGAAAAAGAAGAUGAGAGCAUCCGACCUUUCCGAAUUGAAACCUCAGACAGGGAAAUCCAGGACCUGCACGAGCGCCUGGACAGGGCCCGCUACACGCCCCCACUGGAGGGGGCUGCCUUCCAGUACGGAUUCAAUACCACCUACCUGCGGCGAGUUGUUGCCUACUGGAGGAACCAGUUUAACUGGCAGAAACAAGUGGAAAUUUUGAACCAAUAUCCACAUUUCAAAACUACCAUUGAAGGGAUCGACAUACACUUCAUCCAUGUGAAGCCCCUGCAUGUCCCCAGGGGUCAGAUAGUCCGGCCUUUGCUAAUGGUGCAUGGCUGGCCUGGCUCCUUCUUUGAGUUCUAUAAGAUCAUCCCGCUGCUCACUGACCCAGCCGGACAUGGCCUGAAUGAGGACGUGGUGUUUGAGGUCAUCUGCCCGUCCAUCCCUGGUUAUGGCUUCUCUGAGGCACCUCACCAACGAGGCUUUGACACUCUGGCUGCUGCCCGGAUAUUUCACAAGCUGAUGGAAAGGCUGGGCUUCAAGGAGUUCUAUGUCCAGGGGGGAGAUUGGGGCUCCCAGAUCACCACAAACAUGGCUCAAAUGCAAGCAAAGCAAGUGAAAGGACUCCACCUGAAUUUGGUCUUCAUAAGCUCAAGCGGUUUGGGGAGACUGGUGUCUUUGAUCCUUGGGGCCUAUGUACCAUGGCUUGUAGGCCUGACCAGGGAAGAUUCCCACCGCUUAUUUCCAUACUUGGAAAAGAAUGUGUAUGAAAUCCUACGAGAGUCUGGCUACUUGCACAUCCAGGCUACAAAGCCAGACACAGCAGGCUGUGGAUUAAAUGAUUCCCCUGUAGCACUUGCUGCCUACAUUCUGGAGAAGUUUUCUACUUGGACUGAUAAAUCAUUCCGGGACCUGGAUGACGGAGGUCUGGAAAGAAAAUUCUCUCUGGAUGACCUUUUGACCAAUGUGAUGAUUUACUGGGUGACUUCAUCUAUUGUGCCCUCUAUGCGUUUCUACAAGGAGAAUUUUUCCACAAAUCCUACCACUGCUCCACAUGCCAGGGUUGGAGUGUAUGUCCCCACCGGCCUUGCUGUCUUUCCUCAGGAGCUUACAUACACACCAUGCACUUGGGCAAAGAAGAAGUUCAAGAAUAUAGUCGCUUACACUUACGCGCCACGUGGGGGACAUUUUGCUGCUUUUGAAGAACCAAAGCUGCUGGCAGAAGACAUCAAGCAGCUGGUGAGAAAGGUGGAAUGUCUGUGAGCCACUGACAGCAUUCAUGGGAGUAUGAAUACACACAGGGCAAACAACUGCACCACUGCUUAUACCUUACGCAAUCUGUUCAUUUGAUUGAAGCUUUCAAUUGAUUUUUGCUAGAUGCCAGAUUAAUUCAAAUACCAAGCUCUAGAUUUUUUUUUUUUUGUACAUAAAUAAAGUUCUCUCUUAUGUUGUCCUAUUUCAUUCUAGGAGCAUUUUACUGGGAAAACUCCCAUGUAUUUGAACUUCAGUUACAGCAAGGAAUGCAGUUUGAUGCAACAAUACUGUUGUUUUUGUUUACGGAAAAAUUCCUGCCCAUUCCUCCAGGCUAGUGCGGCAGAAUCUAUAGAAGUCUCUUUGAAUGUUUUUCAUUUUUAAGUGCGACUUGAAGGAAUCCAGCUGUGCCACCAUAAAACUAGGCUCAGCAGUUAGUGGGAAAGGCACAAACAUGCUCUCCCUGGCAUGUGCCCAAACCAUUCCUCCUGGACAGAGGCAAAACAUCAUAUGGAAAAAAAAAAAAAAGAGCUGCCACAAAGAUCAAACAGUGUAGCCCAUUAUAAUGGAAUAUUCCCCAAUAAGUUCAGCAGCCCUGCACCAAAAAGCAGCUUUUCAACUUGUUUAUAGAAAUUCUGCCUCCAUACAAGUCAGUUUGGAAUCUUGCUGUAUAUUACAGUGCGUACCACUAGUUCUGUAUAUAACAGCAGUUGUGGCAUGACUGACAAACUUGUCAUUAUUAAAGUGCACUGCUGACACUCACAGGGCACCUUCUGUUCUCCAGGCUGAAAGCACUGAGUGAGCACAGUUACCUUCCAAGUCCAGGUCUCUGUUCCAGCUUAGACUUAAAUUUAUGCUAUUCUAAAGUCUUAAACAAGGUAGAUGUGGGUCACAUUUAUGGAUGGGUUACUUCUCCUCUGCAGGUUCCAGAUGGCCGAAA